Bubalus bubalis (water buffalo) is the source of this 3073-nucleotide messenger RNA. RefSeq lists its product as uncharacterized. Lineage: Eukaryota; Metazoa; Chordata; Mammalia; Artiodactyla; Bovidae. The record is from RefSeq and is a predicted model, not a curated record. The transcript is spliced from 2 exons. The coding region runs from base 1666 to 2577 and encodes 303 amino acids.
CAAGGGGAGCAUGGAGUCUUAGCCACUGGGUCACCAGGGAAGUCCCUCAAAACUGUUUUUUAAAAAAGAAAUUUUAUAAAAAAAAAAUAACAUGAAAUAAGCCAGAUACAAAAGGUCACAUAAUGUGUGAUCCCACUUAUGUGAAACGUCCACAAGAAGCAAAUCCAUGAAGACAGAGAGUGAGUUCCUGGUUGUCAGGGGCUGAGGAUGACAGCCGGUGGCACUGGGUUUCUUUUGGGGUGAUGGAAUGUUCUGGAACUACAAGUGAUGGUUACACAGCCCUGUGAAUAUGUUAAAUGCCACUAAAGUCUUCAUUUUAUUUUAUUUGGUUGUACCAUGGAGUAGGUGGGAUCUUGGCUUUCCCACCAGGGUUUGAACCUGUGCCCCUUGCAAGGGAAGCCUGGAGUCUUAACCACUGGACCCUCAGGGAAUUCCCUGAAGUGUUCAUUUUAGAUGGGUGAUUUCAUAUUCUGUGAAUUUCCCUGCAAUAAGAAUGAAAAAGAUGACGGGACCAAGUCUGUACUGAGUCUGGGACACAGUAAGUGCUCAUUUAGUGUAUGGAAAAGUGAUUUAUCACCAGCACAGGCAUCUCCACCCUGGAGUUUAGGGAUUUGUUGCAGGUUUUGUUCCCAAUGCUGUCACUAGUCUGCACACCAGGCCCUCCUGGUGGUUCAUCCUCACAGCUUCUUUCAUCAUCCUGUCCCAGGAAACUGCAGCCUGUCCUGGUCUUUGACUCACCCAGAAAGAAGACAAACUGGUUUAAAGUGAAGUGUGAUGAAAUUCAGUUGGAGGAAGGACUUACCUCGUUGGUCGAAGCCUGGAUGGGUUCCUCCUCCCUUUGGUCUCAAAACAAAACUCCACUUAUUUCCUGUGCUCACUUGAAAAUAUUGGGUUGCCCAAAAAGUUUGUUUGGGCUGUUCUCUAAGAUGUCCUGGAAAAACCUAAACAGAUUUUUGGGCCAACCCAGGAGAAGCUAUCAGGUGGGACCGUGGAAGCAGGUGCCUUCCGGUAGGACCUCCUGGAGCAAUGAGCCUGUUCUCCGUCUUUGCAGCUACCAGCCACACAUGGCUACUGAGCGGGUGCAAUGUGGCCAGUGCAGGUGAGUUCCCUUUCAUUUGUUUAUUAAUACAUUUCUUUGGUCUAGGGGGGCUGCUGUCCUCCCUACCCCUUUGGAGAAUGCAGGUCACAAGGCCCGAUAUCUGUAUUUCACCCCCAGUCCUUGGUUGAUCCUCAGACUGUCCUGAGCCCCGGUCAUAUAGUUGGUGCUCAAUAAAUGUGGUGGGACAGGCUGAGUGAGUGAGGGCUCUGGAUGGGUGGUCUCUCCUGGCCUUCUAAUCACCUCCAUAUGGUUCUGGCCCCGGCAUGUGAGACUGGGUUUGUGCUCAAUAUGCCCAUCUGGAAAAUGGGUCAGGGCACUGGAGUACCAGGAGAGUGGGGUCCCCCAUCCUUAACACCUUUACCCCUUGCUGGGGCAGAUCCUUGGGCCUCACGCCCCCUGGUGGCCACAUAAGGGAAUACACUCCAUCUGCAGAGGCGUGCCACUGGUGGCUCAGAUGGUAAAGAAUCUGCCUGCAAUGCAGAAAACCCAGGUUCAACCCUUGGGUCAGGAAGAUUCUCCGGACAAGGGAAUGCAACCCACUCCAGUAUCCUUGCCUGGAGAAUCCCAUGGGCAGAGGAGCCUGGUGGGCUACAGUUCAUGGGUUGCAAACAGUCGGACACAACCGAGCAACUAACACACACACACACCCCACCGGGAUGCACACCACAGAGCAAGAGAUGGAAGCAGGGCACAGGGACCCAGUGGGAGUGGGAGCACCCUACGCCCUGCAGUUGGGGCUGGGGGCACUCUGGGUAUCCCAGCAGGGAGGAGGUGUCUCAGAUGGGGACAUGGAGGAGGUGCAGCCAUGGGAGUCACCCACCCGCAGACAUGGAGCUGAUGUGUCCUUAGUUGGAGCGCAGCCUCCCUCGCAGUCUCCUCUCUGCCUGUCUUCCUGUCAUAAAGAAAGUUACGUAUUUGUCGGCUCCACAUCCAGAACCACUUUACAUCCCAGAAUGAACAUUUAUAAAAUAUAUUUGCACUGUGGGCUAAAAAGAAAUCCCAAGGGAAUAAAUGUUUUAAUUUGCAAUGUCCAUGGUUUUCCUGAUAGCCAGGGGUGGGGUGUGGGUCCUGCCCACAGAGUAACCGUCCUCCCACUGCCACGGGACCCGGGGGAUCCCCACACCCGGCGUGUCAGGUUACGUCACCUGCAGACCUACCCCUUUGGAGUGCUUGUCUGGUCUUGUUUGUUUUGCCUCCUUGGCUCGGCAUGUUUAGUAUCAGGGGCCUCCCCUGGCUCGGGGAGGAGCCAGGGAGGGGGAGCUUCACUUUGUGAAGAAUUUAGGUGCCCAGAACCUUCUGGGAGACGAGGACUUGGAGGCAAGGAAGCAGCAGACGUUGAGGGAGCUCAGGUGACUGAGCCCCAGACCUCCUACCGCUCCAGAGGUGUGAGAGCUCUCUCAGUUGCUCAUUUGCUCCCUUGCCCAUUCGUCUUUCUUUCUUUUAUUUUUGGUUGCACCUUGAGGCAUGUGGGAUCUUAAUUUCCUGACUAGAGAUCAUACCUGAGCCCACUGCACUGGAAGCGUGGAGUCCUAACCACUGGACCACUAGGGAAGCCCCAGGAGGUAGAAGAUUUAUCUUAAAACCCUGCACUGAGGGCCAUUCGGGUGGAACUGCCAGUCUUGGUUGCCUGUCAUGUUCAUUCCCUUCCAUUUAUUUAUUUAUUGAAUUAAAAAAAUGUUUGUUAUUGAAUUAUAAGUUGAUUUACAAUAUGGUGUUUAUUUCUGCUGUCCGGCAAAGUAAUUCAGUUAUACACAUAUAUGCAGUUUUUUUUUUUUUAAGUCACCACUUUUAAUUAAUUAAUUUGGCUGCCUUGGGUCUUCAGUUUCGACAUGUAGGGCUAGUUGCUCUUAGGCAUGUGGGAUCUUAGUUCCCUGACCAGGGAUGGAACCUGUGUCCCCUGAAUUGGAAGGUGGAUUCUUAACCAUUGGAUCACCAGGCAAAUGCCCACAUUCUUUUAUUUUUUGGUAUUCUUUU